Pseudophryne corroboree (corroboree frog) is the source of this 10274-nucleotide messenger RNA. RefSeq names its product pannexin 1 (gene PANX1). Gene Ontology annotation, cellular component: plasma membrane. Gene Ontology annotation, molecular function: wide pore channel activity. Bases 298 to 1575 code for a protein of 425 amino acids. Gene Ontology annotation, biological process: cell-cell signaling; positive regulation of interleukin-1 production; monoatomic cation transport. The transcript has 5 exons. The record is from RefSeq and is a predicted model, not a curated record. Lineage: Eukaryota; Metazoa; Chordata; Amphibia; Anura; Myobatrachidae.
AGCAGCAGCAGGCUGUCCCGGAGUAACCUGAGCCUGUGACAAAGCUCAGCGCCGCACGGUCACUCUCUCCUCCCGCACACACCUCAGCAGCAGCAAUGUGACGGGGCAGCGGGCCGCCUCCAUGUCCCCCCACACCCGCCGUCCCGCCUCCCUCACACCCGCCGUCCCGCCUCCGGGCCGGGAGCGAGCGCAGUGUGUUGCUCGGUGUGUCAGUCAGUCACACGGGCUGAGGGUAUGAGGGGACACCAGCGCUGACUCCCGUAUCUCCCGCUCCCCCGCGGGUGUCCCCCGGCAGCCAUGGCCAUCGCCCACAUCGCCACCGAGUACGUCUUCUCCGACUUCCUGCUGAAGGACCCGCCGGAGUCCAAGUACAAGGGGCUGCGGCUGGAGCUGGCUGUGGACAAGAUCGUGUCCUGCAUCGCUGUCGGGCUGCCCCUGCUGCUCAUCUCGCUGGCCUUCGCCCAGGAGAUCUCCAUGGGUGCCCAAAUCAGCUGCUUCGCCCCCACCAGCUUCUCAUGGAGACAGGCCGCCUACGUGGACUCUUUCUGUUGGGCAGCCGUCCAGCAGAACCACCUAUCACACAGCGACUCCGGGAAUAUUCCCCUCUGGCUGCACAAGUUCUUCCCAUACAUUCUGCUGCUGGUGGCGAUACUGCUCUACCUGCCGUCCUUGUUCUGGAGAUUCACGGCUGCCCCCCAUCUCAGCUCAGACCUGAAGUUUAUAAUGGAAGAGCUAGACAAAGCUUAUAACCGAGCCAUCAAAGCUAAAAACGGUUUAAGCAGCAACAAGAAGGACGGCACCAGCUCCCCGACAGCGAAGGACAACCUGGCACCGAGCACGUGGGAUCCUUCAGAAAGCCCCUUCAAAUACCCGUUCGUGGAACAGUAUCUCAAGACCAAGCGGAGCUCUUUAAAUCUGAUUAUCAAGUACCUCAUCUGCCGGUCUCUGACACUGGUGAUUAUGUUCCUGACUUCUAUCUACCUCGGUUAUUACAUAAGCUUCUUCUCCCUCACAGACGAGUUUAGCUGCAACAUCCGCACCGGCAUCUUGAAGAAUGACACCACACUGCCGCCCUUGAUACAGUGCAAGCUGAUAGCGGUGGGGGUGUUUCGGCUGCUCAGUUAUAUAAACCUGAUUGUCUAUUCUUUGGUCAUGCCCUUUGUGGUCUACACCAUGCUGGUCCCUUUUAGGAAAAGGUCCAACGUCCUGAAGGUUUAUGAACUGCUCCCCACGUUUAGCGUCCACCAGUGCCCCUCGAAAAACUACGACGACCUGAGCCUCUUUCUUCUGUUUCUGGAAGAGAACGUUAGCGAGCUGAAGUCCUACAAAUUUCUCAAGGUACUAGAGAACCUUAAAGGCACGGGGGAAGAUUUCGACACCAUGCAGCUCUUAACGUCGCUAGGAACGGUGAAGACCGACAUGGUGGACGGGAAGCAAACAGCGUUUAAAACUGGUGUACAGCCCCCGGCGACAAAGAAUUGCACUGAGCUUAAAGAUCUGUCCACGGGGGAUGGAGUAAAGACCACCACAGAAGACAAGAACGUGAGGCAGAGACUCUUGGAUUCGUCUUGCUAGGCAGCGCAUCCAGCCUCCUAUUGUUUACCACAGCCACGUCUGAGGCAGAACCAUUGGUAGUAUUCACUGGAUGAUCCGGCACCUGAAUAUACUUUGUGCAGCGUGCCGGAGCAUUUUACUCAGGUUUUGGUCGCAGUUCCAUUUCUUUGAUUGGCCGCUGUCGGUCCAGGACUUUUAUAGUUGGCUGAAAUCCUAAGCUUACCCUCGAACUAGCGACAAUGUUAUGUCUGACAAAUGAGCACUUUCGUGUAGCCAAUAUGAAUCAAGAGAACAGGCCAACCUGUUUUAUCCUAAUAACAGCGACUUGAAUUAAAUAAUUAUAAGUCACCGAAUUGUACAAACAAAAAACUGGCAAUACUUUUUGUAAUGUGGCAAAACUGUAUAAUAAUUACAUUUGGGUUUUUUUUAGAAUGUGUUACUUAAAUUUGUCUUCAGUUACUUUGAUUUAAAAAAAAAAAAUAGAAAAAAAAACCUGCCGCAUUACUGUACAUUGUUUUUUCCCCUUGAAUCAUCCCUUAUAUGCACUUAAGCUAUAUUUAAUAUUGUCUUUAUUUAGCCAUUCGAAUGGAUUUUGUAAGUAAAGGUGUUUUCACCUUCAGAUAACUUUAUUGGCUUGUGCAGGGUGUACACUUGUACACCCUGCAGCUUUUACUAAAUAUGGUUCCUUUUUUAUUUUGCCCUCCCCUGGGAUGCAUCUUGGCAUUGCCAGGUUCUGUGAUAAAGCUGAGCCUAGAGAGCAGCUAUGUGUUGUUCCCUAGGGCAAUAGAUAUCAACAGCUCUGCCUUAUGGUAAAAUACAUGCCUAAUAAGUGCAGAAGAUAAUUAAGAUCAAAGCAUUUAGUAAAAGCCAAUUGAAGGCUCAAUAUCACUUGAAUCACCAUUGCCUCAGGGGAUCCUCAGGGAAUUUGUUCCCCGCCCUGUAAUUGCGCCCGACAGAGGAACGGGCUUUCAUACUAAGAUUUAAAGAUGUUAGUGGUGUUUCCUCGUUGCAGUUUUUUUUAUUAUUAUGUAAUAGGAAUGUCCAUCAAACCAAUAAUAUACUUUUAAAAUGUUUUGAUUGUUGAAAUAUGUUUUUUUUAAAUGACAUUGUUUACAAACCCUUUACUAUUUCUGCAAUAAUAGACUUUAUUGACUGCAUUAUGGACACUAGGAAGCUCCUGGCGACUCAUUUGUGGUGCCUCACUGACAAUGCGACGCGGUGUAUGAACAAAGUUUGAUGAUCAUUGGAAACCGCAACCCGCAGGAGACUGAGGCACGAGUCUCUCUGAUGCACUAAGUGUGCAUUGAUAUGGAUUAGGUGGACAUCCCAUUGUUACCAACAUAUGUAACCGAAGAAAAAUACGGCUUUCACACACUACUUGAGGAGACUUCAUAAUUGCAAAUGUUCUAGCCUUUAAAUUAAGUAAGCAGUAUAUUCUUAUCGCCUGCUUGGUGUGGAGAGCUGAUUGCAUGAGGUGUUUUCACGCUAGGAUUGUGUGAUGAGGACACGUGGUGCUGUUUUGCAGGUGGAUUCCCAUUCAGCUCUGGUCUGUGAAUAAUUUUCUGGGUUACUGAACAGGGGAACUCUUAUCAGUCACUGAUGUUUUUGUACAACAGUUAUGGUAGCUUGGUUUUCCUUAAAUGCGAUAUUAGUGUGACUUCUAAUUGAUUAAUGUAAUGUCUGCUAUAGUCUGAGUCUUGCUCUUACAUCUGUAGUCACUGCUGUUCACAAGUCCUAUAGCCGCAAUUCUAACUGCAGCCAAAAGUAGUAUUUUUUUCAUCUAUCAAUAUAUAUGGAGCCGGAUGUAACGAAGUCUGAGUUGGCCGGAAAUGCGGGUUCCGAAUCAGAAAGACAAAUCAGCCGUAUUGUGCAGUGUGUAUGGUCGAUUGCGCGCUUCUGCAGGUCACAUGCGAGGUUGUGUGAUUGGCUGUGCAGCACAGCCAAUCGCACGACCUUGCAUGCAAUGCAGUGAAUAUUAAUGAGGGGCGGAGCAGUGAUCGUUCUGUCACUCAUUAAUAUCUACCUAGUGUGUACUGGCAAAGGGUAAUCGCCCUGCCCAUCGGCACAAUUGCUGGUCGCACUAAUGUAUACCUAACUUUAAACUUUAGUGUGACUUGUCCACGGACAGAAUGUAGACUCCAGAAUGUAGACUCCAGGGGGUAAAUUUACUAAGAUGGGAGUUCUAUUUAAGAUGGGAUGUUGCCUAUAGCAACCAAUCAUAUUCUACUUAUUUAUUUAUUAACAGUUUCUUAUAUAGCGCAGCAUAUUCCGUUGCGCUUUACAAUUAGAACAACAGUAAUAGAACAAAACUGGGUAAAAACAGACAGACAUAGAGGUAGGAAGGCCCUGCUCGCAAGCUUACAAUUCUACUUCUCAUUUAUCUAGCACCUUCUAGAAGAUAAUACCUGGAAUCUGAUUAGUUGCUAUGGGCAACAUCCCAUCUUAAAUAGAACUACCAUCUUAGUAAAUUUACCCCCAGAAUGUCAGCAGGGGCUCCACGUGUCAACAUGUUGAAAAUGUUGACGUGCAUAAUGUCUUAAAGUCACAAUAUCUUAAAGUCAAUGUAUUCAAAUGUUGACACCCUAACCCUGACAUGCCUCUUGGCAACCUAUAAUUUUAUAUAUAUAUAUAUAAUAUAUAAAUGUGAUUACUUAUCCGCCAGGAGACAUAAGGAAGUAAAGACACUAAUUUUCACAGCCUAUUAAUGGGAUCAGGAGCCUGCGGGGUUCCCUUCUAAAACAAACCUACACGGACCUUUGAAUUUAUAUGAUUUAGACGUCCGUUGCUGGAAAAAUCAAUGUAUUGGGUAAUAUUUGUAUGCCUGACAACAUGAUGUGUAAAUGCUGUUUGUGCUGUAGCUGAGAGCUGUCUGAGAAUACUGACUGUCGCAGCCCUGUAUGGCAGUACAUUGGCCGAUGCAUGAUAAAGUGAAUGUGUUACAGCAGCAGCUGCUACGUAAUGAUUAGCUGUGCGUCGGGGACGGCAGGCUCUGCUCUUACCAGCAAUGUACAGUCUAAGCUUCUCCUUCCAGGUAUGAGAACCUUGCACCGGGCAAUGUCACAGUCCCAGCUCUGUGUGAUGCUACAUAUCAGUCAGGUGCAGAGGUGUCUGCAGGAGGCGAUGUUCCCUAGCAAACUGCGCAUAGGUUUUGGUUUUACCAUUAACUCAACAGAUUAGCUAGCUUUCCAAUUUAAAGGAACAGUCAUGUAAAUACGGAGAGUGUAGACUUGCAUUGAUUAUAGGUUUCUUCGUUAAGUCUUAAAGGAGAAGCGUUUGUAUUUUUGUAGAAAGCAAAAACAUUCUUCCUCAUCAACAUUCGGACGUAUCAAAUGUGUCUGCUUAACACACAUUCGUUACAGAGAUAUGCAAUUGGGGAGUUCUGUCUGUUGGUAAUUAAUGUAACUGCUGAGAGCUAGUCCCGGCUUGGACAGAUUGUAUUCCCCUGAUCUUUGUAUUUACAGUCAAUAGAUACAGAUUAAUGACACUGGCUGGAGACUGAGAGCAGGAUAUUGAUGAGUAGAGACCACGUGCACAGAUUCUCUCCUUGCAUUGAGACCAUCCAUGCUGCCUACAUUACUGUAAUUAAACACAUCCAUUUAAUACCCAGAAACCUUGAUAAAUCCUCAUCCUGGUUAACUCCAUAUAUAAAAUACUAUUAGAAGACCAGAAAAUUCAGCAGUUAUUCGGCUUGUUUAGUACACUCUGUAAGAUUGCGUUGGACAAAUGAUGUAGUUAGAAGUCCAUAGCAUUGUGAUUAGGGGGCAGAUGUAUUAACCUGGAGAAGGCAUAAGGAAGUGAUAAACCAGUGACAAAUGCAAGGUGAUAAACGCACCAACCAAUCACCUCCAAUAUGUAAAUUAACAGUUAAGAGCUGAUUGGCUGGUGCGUUAUCACCUUACACUUAUCACUGCUUUAUCACUUCCUAAUGCCUUCUCCAGGUUAAUACAUCUGCCGCAGUGUCUGCUACAUGAUCACUAUACCUGAGGUUUACCCUGUAAGAUUUUAAUUAACACACAAGAAAUAUGCUUAACUUUUAUCAGUUGUCUCCCAUGAUAUAUACUUACUAUACUAUAGUCUUGAUUUGCUGAAGAGGUACCGUCCCCUGUACGCAGUGAGAGCAGCACUGUGUGGGCUGAACUAACACGCAGCCUCUUUUGUGGACCAAAAUGCUCCUAGUGUGAUAUCACUAAUUUCUAAUGAGUUGUUAGUUGAAGACUGCACUUACAUCUAGGCUUCCACUGUAAGAGGGCCUACACACUGGGUGAUGUCUUGAAAGAUUGUUCAUAAAUGAACGAUAAAUCGUUCCUAUCUUUCAGUGUGGAUGCAUCAACGGUGAACGAUGCGCGUGCCCGCAAUCGUUGAUCGAUCAUCGUUGAUACAUGCCAGUCAAUUUGGCCGAUAUUGAUGUAUGCACUCUCGUAUCGUUCAAAUUGACCAUCGAUGUCGUCCAGUGUGUAUGUUAAAAUCGACCAUUGAUAAUAUCGUUGGUCGAAAACAUCGCCCUUAACACUUUGAAGCUGACACUUGGUCGUGGUGAAUGACAUUGCUUGCACUUGGUACAAAAGUAAUUAUUUAUGGCUGCAGAAUACCCAUAGCUACUAACAGACUGACCCGCAGUGACCUGUAAGUAACUCACCUGUGUUUAAGUGGAACCUGUCCUUUAUCCCUGAUUUUGGCCGUCAGGAUCCCGCUGUCAUCCCGCAAUCCCUCUCUGUGAUCUGUCGCUGAUCCCUUGAGUAGCCUGUAGCCUCGGUGAAGUCUUGUACCUGCAUUUGCUUAGUAAAGAAAGGACUAAGAAACAUGUAAUAUUUAUGUGAGUGCCAUAAAUGAAAUGGAUUGUGCAUGUAUUAGUAUGAGAGCAUUCAAUACAUACUAUUACAUUAUAUGGAUUUAUUGAUGGAUAUUUAGAUUCUAGAAUCUCUGCUUUCUAGUCUAGUUUAGAAAAUGAAAACCUCUCUUCCUGUGGACAUACUGUAUUGUCCUACAUGUCCCUGAUUUUCAUGUACUGCUGGAUAGAAUUGUGAACGCGCCGCAUGGUUACUGCUUUAAAUCAGUACAAUAACACUUUUGUAUGUGCAUUAAAGGCUAUGCUUUUGUAGGCAGCUUACUUUACUGGCAUGGUUAUUUCAUCCAGCCGAGCCCCCCCGCUGAUUACAAACACCGCGACAAUUGAUCGCAGAGGUUUGGAUAAUAACCACAGUAACGCUUAUGGCGAUGCAGCCUUUCCUUUCCCAUUAUGUGAGAAAAUCAGGAUUUUUAUAAUGGCGUCCUCUGUUUAUAGAUAUGUAAUGUGUUUACAGGUAAUUGGGCAAGUUUACCCGAAGUAUAAAGCUUUUCCGACACUUGUGUAGAAAUCAUUUUGUUCUUUCCGCAGUGUUUAAAGAAAUGACUGUAGAGAAACUUACGUAACUUGUAUAUGUUCAGAAGCUAGAGCUAAGGGGGGUCAUUCCGAGUUGAUCGCUCGCUAACAACUUUUUGCAGCGCUGCGAUCAGGUAGUCGCCGCCUACGGGGGAGUGUAUUUUCGCUUUGCAAGUGUGAGAACGCUUUUGCAGCCGACGGCACAAAAAAGUUUCUUGCAGUUUCUGAGUAGGUCUGGACUUACUCAGCCGCUGCGAUCACAUCAGCCUGUCCGGUCCUGGAAUUGACGUCAAGACACCCGCCCUGCAAACGCUUGGACACUCCUGCAUUUUUCCAACCACUCCCUGAAAACGGUCAGUUGCCACCCACAAACGCCCUCUUUAUGUCAAUCACCUUGCGAUCGGCUGUGCGAAUGGAUUUUUCGUUAAAUCCAUCGCCCAACACCGAUCCUCUUUGUACCCGUACGACGUGCAUGCGCAGUUUUGCCAAGAUUUAACCUGAUCGCAGCGCUGCAAAAAGUUGCUAGCGAGCGACCAACUCUGAAUAACCCCCAAUGUCUCUGACAGUAUACCCUUUGAACAGAAGGCUUGCAAUCCUGCGUUGCACAUAUCCUAUAUAAUUAGAGGUACAGUUUUAUGAUGUCAGGGGUGAAUAAAAUAUAUAUGUUGUGGUCUUUAGUAAUAUAUUUGCCAUCAUGUUUGAGAAGCCAUGAUAAUUAUCGCUGAUAACUGCAGAGAAGCCGAUUUGCUUCAUAACUUUUAUCUGGAUUUAAUAAAGAUUGCCUUCAGUUUAUGGCUGUCUUCAGGUUCGCUUAGUGUUAGUCCGUGGCAUAAUUCCUUUGAUAAAAUAAAAUACUGCAGGCGUCAGAGCUGCUGCUGAGUUUAUGAAAAAGGAUUAUUGUCUGCAAACCGUAUGCAUGACCUUUACGAGUAUUAUUUUAAAGCGUCCAGACAAUGGAGGCAGCCAUUGUGUUUGUUCAAACCGUAUUUACAGAUAUGUAGCCUAUGUAUUCACUAGGAGCUAGUGAUGUCGCCGAGCCAAUCUAUGAUGUCACUAGUUCCUAGUUUAUUGGCGAGCGGAGUUCUCUAGUCCCUGUUUAAACAAGACAAUGUUCUAGAAUAUGUACUCAACCUACAGACUCAUUGGAUAGAAUGUAAUGAAGUCCUAGUUCGGCGGCCGUGUGGGAUGCUGGCCCGAAUUUGGAAUAAGGCAUAGUUUAGUCCUGCACAUGAUUGCCCCUUUAAAAAAGUCAGAGUUCGGCCAGCAUCCCGCACGGCCGCCAAACUCAGACUUCGUUAUCUCCCGGCCACUAUCUCCACAGUCUGCCAUAGGCAACGGGUGAUGUUGAAAGAUGGCGUUAGGUAUCAUUGCCAAGCUCCAUAUAGUCCUUUUUAUCGCUUAAUACUUGUCAUCUUUCGCAGUCCCAAUCUUACGAUCAGUAAAGAGGGACUGCAGCAGAUAUCUGUGGUAUUCUCUUUAUACAUAGCCCCGAUAAUGCGCCAAUCCUCCGAAUACCGCUGGACUGACUGCAGAACUAGUUUAAUACAUCGGCUGUUUACUGCUAUACAUCUUUACAUCUGUACAUUGGCUCUCAUUCCGAGUUGAUCGCUCGCUAGCUGCUUUUAGCAGCAGUGCAAACGCUAAGCCGCCGCCCUCUGGGAGUGUAUCUUGGCUUAGCAGAAUUGCGAACGAAAGAUUAGCAGAACUGCUCGAAAAAUAUUUUCAUGCCGUUUCUGAGUAGCUCCAAAUCUACUCCUUCGUUGUGAUCACUGCAGACAGUUUAGUUCCUGCUUUGACGCCACAUACACGCCCUGCGUUCGGCCAGCCACUCCCCCGUUUCCCCAGGCACGCCUGUGUUUUUACCUGACACGCCUGCGUUUUUUAGCACACUCCCGGAAAAUGCUCAGUUACCACCCAGAAACACCCACUUCCUGUCAAUCACUCAACGAUCAGCAGAGCGACUGAAGAGCGUCGCACGACCUUGUGUAAAACAGUAUAGUUUUGUGUGAAAGUACUUUGCGCGUGCGUACUGUGGCCCGUACGCAUGCUCAGAAAUGCCGAUUUUUAGCCUGAUCGCUACGCUGCGAACAACGGCAGCUUGCGAUCAACUCAGAAUGACCCCCAUUGUUUUUACAUUUUUUGGAUACAGGAGUAAAGAUACUGGGUAUGGCUGUUUGUUUUUUGUGAUGAACGCAGACAGUAAUACAUUUUAUGCUGUAAACUAGUGCAUAAUUUUUCCAAUUACAGAAUUUUAUACAUUACAUUAACUCUGUUGCAAGAUGGUCACCAGUGUCCUCUGUUAAAGUGCAGCAGUUGUCUGCACGUUGUGGAAGCAGCCAUUUUGUAGGCUGAACCAAUUGUCAUGAAGAUAAAAACUCCCAUGUUCACUAGGGACCAGUGAUGUCACUGAGGUACUUCAAUAUUCGUGAUGCACUGGUUCCUAGUAAAAGUAAUGGCUGCAUUCUCAAGUUCACAAAUAGCUGCCAGUGGCAGAAACACAUUUUAAUAGGAUCAUUUACACUUUAGCAUCUCCACAGGUGACGUCUCUUCUUUACAAAUAAUGACAUCAGCAAUAUGACAUAGUGCUGAGUUUACAAUGGUACGUAUACUGACUGACAAUCACUAGUUGAACAACUGCUAUUGGCUGUGAGACAACCAUGCCCAUAAUACACAUUUUUUAGUGUCCCAGGCAUGAUUUGGUGGGCUGGUUGGCUCAGGAGAACAUACAGUAUGCUGCUGGGACUACCAUAGCUACAGUUUGCUUUCAGCCGUGGUGGGAAAGGUCACAAAACAUGAACUUGAAUAGCUGCCACUAAUGCCUUCUCUGAGUUUAUAUGCAACUAGAACAAAGCCUUCAAGCUUCUUGAAUAGAAAAACAGUGGAUUCGUCCAUUGUGUUGUUAUCGAAAGCAGAAUUGUGUUCGUAUCUAGCCAUAAAAGUGCAAGAUUAGAACUUGUUGUGCUCAUUACCUACAGUACACAGUGAUGGCAGCCAUUUUGUUGAGUAUAAAUGCACUAGGAACUGGGGACAUCAAGGCUGCCUAAAUGAUUGCCCUACUUCCUAGUGAACUGAUACACUGAAUUAUUUAAAUUAUGUCACUAGUUAUUAGUAAAUUGGUAUGCUUAAUGUUUAUAAGCUCACAAAAUGGCUGACCAUUGUGAGACGCUGGCAACCAAUAUUAUUUGUAUGAAAUAAUGUACAUGUUUCUUUAGAAUAAUCCUGACCAAUUGUAUGUAAAUAUUCGAUGCUGUAAAUAUUUUAUACAUUUCUGCUGUUUAUCUUCUUAACCCUGUAUAAACUGGAAUGAUAUGGAUUGUUGCACUUAGAGCUUCAGUACAAACUAAUAAAACUCUUGGAUCAA